Molecule: messenger RNA, 1422 nt
Organism: Bipolaris oryzae ATCC 44560
Lineage: Eukaryota; Fungi; Ascomycota; Dothideomycetes; Pleosporales; Pleosporaceae
Exons: 5
Coding region: 1-1422 (473 amino acids)
Biological process (GO): DNA integration; DNA recombination
Molecular function (GO): DNA binding
Source: RefSeq, a predicted model, not a curated record
AUGUUGACUCUGAUGGGAAUGCGCCCUGGGGAGUUUAUUGAAUCAUCAAACUGGAAGAACUCGAAUGAAGGACUGCUUUAUCGCGAUGUGAAGUUGCUUAGGUCUUCAGAAGCUGACGGGGGAUUCAUACUACAUGUACAACUUCGGAACCGUAAAGGCCAUAGGCAUAAUCAUAAGCAGGGUGCACUGAUGCUUCUCACUGAGGAGCCAGGUGAUCGUGCGCUUUGUCCGGUCACAUACUUCCUGGCGCUCGCACUAGCAGAUGGUGUCUUUGAAGGCUGCGAAACACUCUCCGACCUCCAGUCUAGGAAACCGUCGCCUGGUAGUUCCUAUUGCGAGUUUCCUUAUCAUGCGGAUGUAGGAGAUUUACCAAUCUUACGGUGUUGCCAACAAGACGGGUCGAUCUCGCCGACAAGAAUACUAACCUACUUUGGCUUCCAUUGGAUGAUCCGAAGCUUGGGGCAGAGAGCAGGCUACAAGGACAAACUGACUGCGUACUGCUUUCGCCGUGGUUAUGGAAAUGCGAUUGACAAAACCGUCACAACUGCACAGAGACAGCAGCUAAUGGGGCAUGCCAACCCAAAUGUCUUCCAGACCUAUAUUUCUUCCAUGAUCGGGAUCGAUUCGCAAAGUGUCGUUCAAGGGAGAGAUCAGCGCAUGGAGCUCAUCAACAACCACAGUUCGAUGAUGCUGAACCGAAACCUACUAGCCCCUAUGCCUCCUAGAUCCCAGCUAGCAGACACAACUUCACUGAAUGCAAGUCACCAUGAUUCGGACCUUCCACACGACAAGCGGAAGUAUAUGCAGAGGAAAGCCUUCGAAGAAGAGCGGCAGCAGUUUUUCCAGGGCAGGUCUAUUACGACUAGCUCAACAUCGAGUGACGGUACCCGAACGCCCUCUCGAUACCUCAAGGCAUUAUUGAAGCUUGAGGCGAACCGCUAUCAAGCUGUGAUGCUUAUGUAUCCAGACCUCAAGUCUGAUGGUAAUCAGCAUGACAAGGACAACGAGACCCCUGAUCACGAGAACUACGAGGCAGCUGAGAUGACAACUUCGACUCAAGAACCUCGUAUUUCACUUGAGCAAAUAGUCCAUCCACUUCAAAGUAUCGCAAAUGGACACAAACAGCAUUUCGAAUACGGAAGCGCAGAAACUAUCGAAAACGGAUGUUGCAGCUUCUGUAAGAAGCAAUUGGACGGCCAUGAGUACUUCCAACACAAUGCGUUACGUACACACAUGAGAAAUCAUUUGACGAACGCCCUCUAUCCAUUGGAAUGCCCUCAUCCUUCUUGCGCAACUAGCCUGGGCACUGCAGACCUGUUCUGGGAACAUGCAGUGUCUGUUCAUGGAUUACCGCCUUUGCAUGGCACGAAAAUAACCAGUAAGCGCAAAUCGCCCUGCGAUGACGACCCACAGCAAGAGUAG